Molecule: messenger RNA, 1950 nt
Organism: Neurospora tetraspora
Lineage: Eukaryota; Fungi; Ascomycota; Sordariomycetes; Sordariales; Sordariaceae
Exons: 1
Coding region: 216-1664 (482 amino acids)
Source: RefSeq, a predicted model, not a curated record
AUUAUCAGACCGAGAGUGAUCCGCAGUAUUCCUGGGCGCCCCUUCAACUAAGCCCAUUCAAAGCGAACCAACCGGUGUUCCAAAUCAAAGUCGCAACCACGGCUUCCCCACAGGAAAGUCCCGCGCCAGCGGCCGCGGAAGGACAAGUGCCCGAAAGUGUUGAAGAGAGACGUACCACUGUCAGCCCUGCCUCAUCCGAGGAGGACGACGCCGCCAUGGAGGCCCUCAGAAACCUCGAGUUCGGUAUACCCGACUGGCUACAUCGCCUAGAUGAGCUCAACGGCCAAAUCGAACAGCGCCAGCAGGAGUUGGCCCAACUUACCGAGUCCAAGCCAUCAUCGCCCGGCAGAGAGCCAGGAUCCCCGUCACGGAAGUCUUUGAGGAACAAGGGGUCAACCGAAAGUCUUAGGCCAAAAGAUGAGCCGUCCGCCCAUCCAAACUACAAGGAGGACGAGACAACGGAUAAACGACCAACUAGCCCCCAAACGCCAGGUUCUCCCGGGGCCCUGCAGCGAACAACAUCGCAAGUCCGUGCAGCAGGUCAGGCCAAGGCGCGUGCUACCCUUCGCAAGCGCCAACGAACUGACUCAGUCAUGAGCGCCGAGAAUGCCGACAAGCCACCAAAGUACCGCAGCCGGAGCAUGAUCAUUGUCUACUACGACAGCUAUGUUCAGAGCUUUUUCGAAGAGCUGGUCAAGUUUGUGAGCGCCAGCAGGAACAUGAUGCGCAAGGCCAAGAUGGCAGCCAAGGUUGCACAGAUCAAGAGGUUAGCGGAGCUCAACACGCCGCCCGACGAUGAUGAUAACGGUGGAGAUGCCGCGAACGGGGAACUGGUGCCCGACCCCAAGGCAGUGAACAACAUCGAUGCGUCGGCCGCCGCUCUGGCCGCGGAGAACCUGGAUCCAGUCCAAGCAAUGUUAGCUGCUCGUCGCGCGCGCGACCAAGUCCGCAUGCUGGCCCAAGGUGGUGGAGUACGCGCCAACCCCUUGGCCGGUAUCCGCAUGAGCGCGGCUAUGGGCCGUGCCGGUGCCCGCCAACCGCCUCAGGGUGCCGGGCCGGACGUCUACGAUGCGCUUGAUAAUGGUCUCGAGUUCGUCCAGUCCAUGUGCGAGCACGCCGCCCAUCAGUUCCUUCGUGACGGCGACUGCGGCGAGGAAGUCACCAAGAUCAAGCAGCGUCUGUCGCAGACCAAGGACUUGGCUUCCAAGGAGAUGGAGCGUGUCAGGCGCGAGGAUCUUGGUGGAGAUGGUUCUGGCGAACCGGUCGCUGGUGGCGCGGCCGGAUCGAUGCCCAGGGGAGGAACCUCUGUUGCGAGCGCCAUUCCUAUGGGCAUGGGAGCAAGGAGUUACAGACCCCAGAGCAUGAGGAGGGUGACGAGCGUGAAGAGCACAAGGAGCUCCGUGAAGGAGGCGGCCAAGGAUAGCGUGGUGGUGACGGUGGUAGAAAAGGGAGUCAAGAGGACGGCACCGGCGACGGAGUCGGAGGGAAGCACAGUGAGCGGGAGUGUCAAGGGUGAUGCCAAAAUUGAGGUGGAUGAGGGUCUGGAGGAUGGGGAUGCCAGUGCUGCCAAUGAUGGGAUAAUAGCUGCGGUCGACCCAUCAGCGGAUCCAGAACCCAUAGACAUAUCGAAGUUGGUCUAUAGGAGUACCCGGUUGAUGAGGUAAAGUGGGAUGAGUAGUAGUAGUAGUGGGAGUAUGGGAGUCUGAAAAAAAGGAAAAGGCAUGUUGGAUAGGAAUUGCUGUCUGUUUUGUUUUUGGGUAGGCGAGCGAGCGACUGAGCAGCUGAAUGGGUAGGUGAACGAAAUGUCUGGGAAAGGUUAUUUAGUGUGUGUUUGGGAAACCAUGUAUUGGAUUGGGAUGAGGUCUCUCCCGCUGGUCUGCUUUUUUAUUAUCAUCAUCCAUCUAUGAUCUCUCUCUAUAUAUCCUCAAAAGAAAUCUCGGCUUCCUUCUU